UGAACUGUUUGUAAGAUGAAUGUGAUACGACGGGAAGAAAUAAACAUGGCAACCCUGAGAAUUUGUUUUUCUGUUCUCCUCCUUGUCCUGGGGGUGUUCGGUCAAGAAGAGUGUGAGAGUACUUUCCCUGAUGGAACAGAUUGCUCUGUUGACUCUACACACGUUAUGGAAGAUCUAGAGGAUUGUUCCUCAUUUUGGAAAUGUUCUAACGACGACUGCCCAAAGAAAACAAAGUGUGAGAGAAAUUACUUGUUCAAUACUCAGACCAAAACCUGCACUUCAAACACAAUGGUGGAUUGUGGGGAGAGACCCUGCCUGGAUCCAAUGCAUUGUCCCUCAGAGCAUCCAACAACUACUCCUACUCCUGAAACUACUACUAAUACUUGUGACCAUUCUUUUGAUUGUGUUGCAGCAGGAGAUGGAUGGUUUGCCGAUGAGUUUAACUGUAGAAAAUAUUGGCACUGUUUCGGUGGUGUAGGCGAUCACAGUAUUUGUCCGCAGGGACAACUAUUCGACCCUGUUCAUGUCUGGUGUGAUUGGGCGGAUAGGGUGGAGUGUGGAGAUAGACCUAUUUGUGGAGUUUGUGAUGAUGAUUGUGAAACAACAACCUCACAUAAACCAACAACAUGGGGACCAACAACUACACAGGGUUCCUGUAAGCAUGUGUGUAAAGAAGAUGGUCUCUUCUCUGAAGGAUGUUGUGAAAACACUUUUUGUCAGUGUUUUGGUGGAAUUGGCUACGUUCAACAUUGUGAAACAAAUCUAGUAUUUAAUGAUGUAACACAUACAUGUGAUUUUCAAUUUAACGUACCCUGCUGCAAUGCACACUUCUUAAAAAGUUAUAUUCUUAAAAAAUAAAUUAAUUUUUAUAGACAGAAAAAGUACA
This is a messenger RNA of Eurytemora carolleeae, 886 nucleotides long. RefSeq names its product peritrophin-44. Lineage: Eukaryota; Metazoa; Arthropoda; Copepoda; Calanoida; Temoridae. The transcript has 10 exons. Bases 16 to 858 code for a protein of 280 amino acids. The record is from RefSeq and is a predicted model, not a curated record. Gene Ontology annotation, cellular component: extracellular region. Gene Ontology annotation, molecular function: chitin binding.